AUGUCGUUAGCGUCAGUCACCUACGGACUGUCCAUCACCACCAUCGUCCUCUUCGGCAUUGUUGCCCUCUUCCUGGCCCGCCGCCGUCAGCGAGUCAAGAAGGACGAUACCGAAUUCUUCUUGACCGCUCGCAAUUCAGUCCCCCUCAGAACCAUUGCCUGGUCCUUCUACGCUCAGGGUGUCGGCGCCUGGGUCAUCUUCUCGAUGCCUGCGUACGUCGUCUCGGCUGGAAUAGUCGGUCUCGUUGCCUACUCUAUCUCCUGUGGUCUCCCUAUCCUCAUCGUCGCCCAAGUCGGCUCUGUCCUCCACCGCAAGUACCCCGGCGUCCUCUCCCUCGGUGAUUUUGUCCAGUGGCGUUUCGGUACCAUCCCUACCAUCGUGGUCUCCUUGGUCAUGCUGCUCAACAUGUCGAUUGGUCUCUGCGCUGAGUACACCUCAAUUGGAAACUUGAUGGAGUUUGUCAUUGGCGCCCCCCGUCUGCCCAUCAUCCUCUGCGUCGCCAUUGUCACCUCGAUCUACACUGCUGCCGGAGGUCUCUACGUCAGUAUCUUGACCGAUGUCGCUCAAGGUGCCUUUGGAAUCGGUCUCCUUGUCAUCAUGGCCGUCUAUGUCGCCGUCACCUUCCGCCCCGAAUCGUUGCCCACCCCUUUGCCCGAUGGUCUCGGACCCAACUACUGGGGCUGGGCUGCUAUUGCUGCCAUGCCCAUCUCGAUGACCUGUGCCACCCUGUUUUCGGAGGGUCCCUGGCAGCGUAUUUGGGCUUCUGCCGAUGACAGGGCUUUGAAGAAAGGUUCAAUCUUGGGUGCUGCUGCCUUGGUUGUUGUCUGCUUCCUGUACGGAUUUGGCGGUUUCCUUGCCAUUUGGGCUGGGUUCCCUCAGUCUAGCACGGACGGAUCGACUGCAUUCUUCGAUCUCCUUGGUGCCGGUAGCGAUACUGCCCCCUCUUGGAUCACCAUCCUUGCUGCUCUCUCGACCGUCACCAUGAACGAGGGAUGCGUUGACUCCAUCCAGAACGGAAUUGUUGACACCCUUGCCUCCCGAUUCUUCCGCGGAAAGAGCGUCUGGUACCCUCGUGUCCUUGUCUUCGUGAUCAACAUCCCUACCGUCUUUGUCUCCCUCCAGGGCUACGACAUCAUCAUCCUCUUCCUCAUCGGCAACCUUAUCUGCACCAUCUGCGCUGUACCCCUGUUGUUGGGCUUGGUCGAUCGUUUCGAGGGCUACGUUACCGGCUGGUCGUUCAUCACUGGAAUUCUCUCGGGCUUCCUUUCGAUUGUUGUCUUUGGAUACGUCAAGGUCGGUGAUUGGUACGAGGGUCUCCGCUACACCUUUGUCACUGCCUACGACUGGCCCUCGUUCGUCCUGCCUUUGAUCUUUUCGGCCAUUGGAGUCGCUAUUGCUGCCUUCAUCGAGGGUGCUAUCCGCAAGGCUCUUGGUCUUGCUUACCCUGUCCCCCUCUCGUUUGUCCCCCAGGGCCAUGGUGACGCCAAGACCCCCGAGGAGCAGAGCAUGAGCUCUUGCGAUGCCGAGUCUGUUCCCCGUGGAUACGAUCAGAAGCAGGAGGUAUUUCAGGAGACCUCGGCUGUUCGAGCUCAGUAA
This is a messenger RNA of Linnemannia hyalina, 1596 nucleotides long. The record is from the annotation of a GenBank genome assembly. Lineage: Eukaryota; Fungi; Mortierellomycota; Mortierellomycetes; Mortierellales; Mortierellaceae.